Nematostella vectensis (starlet sea anemone) is the source of this 729-nucleotide messenger RNA. RefSeq names its product alpha-N-acetylgalactosamine-specific lectin. Gene Ontology annotation, molecular function: signaling receptor activity. The record is from RefSeq and is a predicted model, not a curated record. The transcript has 5 exons. NCBI's taxonomy places the organism in Eukaryota, Metazoa, Cnidaria, Anthozoa, Actiniaria, Edwardsiidae. Bases 71 to 679 code for a protein of 202 amino acids.
AUAAGAAUUGCCCGAGUAUAAAUUCACCUCCACUCCACCAGCCAACUACCUUGAUUCACUGACUCUACGAAUGGUGGCUUUAUAUACCCUCACAGACAAUAUGGUACCCGUAGCCGUUUUGCUGAUCGCCUUGGCUGCCUCUCAAGCGCACGCUGAAUGCUGUGGUGGUUCCGAGAGGGACGAGAUUUUACAGAAGCUUGCCGUAUUGGACAAUAAACUGAACGAUCUGCAACACAUGUGCAUGAGUCGCGAGGAAUGUCCCUCGGGAUGGACCGCCUACAAGACCUCUUGCUAUAAGGCUGUCAGCACCAUUAUGUCUUUUGAUGGGGCACGUGCGAGGUGCCAGGAGGACGGCGCAGAUAUAGUAGACAUCUCGUCCCAGGAGGAAAACCAUAUGAUUCUAAAGCUAGCGCAGGGAUUAAAGCCUGCGCCACAACAAGUAUGGGUUGGGUUCCGUCGGCGUGGCCGAGGUGGCGCGUUCUACUGGGUGACUGGGGCCGAGACUAGCUUUACACACUGGGCCAAGGGAGAGCCGAACUACGCAGAAGAGGAAUGCACCUUUAUGUACGUGGACCCCUCACGCAGUUCGCGCCCCCAGGGGACCUGGAACAACACCUUCUGCAAGAGCGUGCAGGGCUGGGGCGCUGGAUACGCUUGUAAGAUGAAGCAGCGACAGUAAUGACUCAAUACACUCAGUUAACGCUGAAAUAAAUAGAUAAAUGCAACUCA